Molecule: messenger RNA, 3085 nt
Organism: Pyrus x bretschneideri (Chinese white pear)
Lineage: Eukaryota; Viridiplantae; Streptophyta; Magnoliopsida; Rosales; Rosaceae
Product: TORTIFOLIA1-like protein 2
Exons: 8
Coding region: 361-2844 (827 amino acids)
Cellular component (GO): microtubule
Molecular function (GO): microtubule binding
Source: RefSeq, a predicted model, not a curated record
CUCUCUGAGAUUCCUUCUUUUUAGUAUUUUACUAUUUCCUUUUCUAUAAUUUAUAAUAUUUUCAAAUUUCGGUAAUCUGAAAGCCAUUCUUUCAAAAAUUUCUCCUCUCUUUCUCUCUCUAGAUUUUUUGUUUGGGUGCCGAGAAAGAGCCGGAAAAUAAGAGAGAAUGGGGGAGGAGGGAGCUCUGAUACUUCGCUCUGAUGUAGCAACGCGAAAGCCUCCUAAUCCGGCGAGUAAUUCCACUGUGGAACCAACGGCGAAUAUGAUCUGAAUCCAAUAGUUUGAAUUAGCAGCCCCAACUUUGAAGUGAAUUAAUCUUGUGCAAUUAGGAAAUUGGGUAUUUUUUUGUUGCUAUUCAAGAUGAAAAGACAUGGGCUUGUUAAAGGGAGGGGACCUGCGAGGGUCACUGCGCAACAGGUGGUUUUUGAGCUAAAACACAAGGUAGUUAUUGCAAUGAACAAGCUUGCUGAUCGGGAUACUUACCAAUUAGGCGUUGAGGAACUAGAGAAAAUGGCUGAGUGUUUAACCCCAGAUGGGUUUGCUCCAUUUCUGUCUUGUAUUUUGGAUACAGAUUCGGAACAAAAGAGUGCAGUUCGAAAGGAGUGUAUAAGACUGAUGGGUACAUUAGUUAGAUAUCAUGAGGGGCUUGUUGGAAUGCAUCUCGGCAAGAUGGUUGCCAGCAUUGUUAAGCGGCUCAGGGAUCCAGACUCAGUUGUGAGGGAUGCAUGUGUGGAGACUGUAGGUGUUUUAGCAUCAAAACUGAGUAAUGACACGGGUGAGGGUGAUGGGAUCUUUGUUGUUUUAGUCAGGCCACUUUUUGAAGCUAUGGGUGAACAAAACAGGCAAGUGCAGGCGGGUUCAGCAUUGUGCUUAGCCAGGGUCAUUGACAAUACUCGUGAUCCUCCAGUUUCAAUUCUGCAGCCCAUGUUGACUCGAACAAUAAAGUUGCUUAAAAACCCACAUUUCAUGGCAAAGCCUGCAAUCAUUGAAUUGAACAGAAGCAUUAUCCAGGCAGGGGGUGCUCCAACACAAAAUGUUCUCGCCGCUGCAAUGACUAGCAUUCAAGAAUCUCUGAAGAGUAAUGACUGGACAACACGCAAAGCUGCUUGCAUAGCAUUAGGGGAAAUAGCUUCAAGUGGUGCAUCUUUCAUGGGCUCUUUUAAGGCUUCCUGCAUUCGUUCCCUUGAAUCAUGUCGCUUUGACAAGGUGAAACCAGUUAGGGACACGGUCCUGCAGGCCCUACAGUGCUGGAAAAGUCUUCCAGGACCUGAUACUUCUGAACCUUCAGAAGCUGGAUCUUCAAUAAAAGAAAAUUUCUUUGGCGGUGACUACAGCGAUAUUACUAGUGCCAGUGAAUCUGGACGGAAGGAUCUUGCCCACAAGAAAGUUGUUACUGGCUUAACUAAGAGCAGAGCUCCUUUGUCUAUUAGACAAACAUGUCCAGGUUAUGGGGAAAGUCAUCAACGUUCCAGUGAACAUGAUUGGCAUUUUGAAGUUGCAGUUCCAAAGACCUACAAUGCUUCUUUGCCCGAAUUUCAGAAUGAAGAAUCUGAGGGUAGCUCUGUUACAAAGACUUUAGAAAGGACGAGUACAGAUGUUACAAACACACAGGACAAUGGAUAUGAAUAUGUGCCUAUGGAUGAUAAACAAGAGUGUUCUUCUGGGUCAAAUCUUGUCACUGAUGACUUAGAGGGAAAGUUUGUGACUCAUAGCAUUGACAAGGGUGGUUUGCAGAAGCCAGUGGGAAGAAAUCAACAGUUUGCAGCUGAAGAGAUUGGUGGUACUGAGAAACAGAUGUACUCUGAAAGGAUACGCGACCGUAGAAGUCUGGAUUCAACUGUGACAGAAUCUAGUUCCCAUGCUCCAAAUGGGUGUUGUUCACAAAUGGUCAAUGAAGUGGUUUGCAUUAGAAAACAACUUGUGGAGAUUGAAACCAAGCAGUCAAACUUAAUGGAUCUUUUACAGGUGUUUACAUCGGGCAUAAUGGAUAGCUUGUCUGUCUUACAAACAAGGGUGGUGGGUCUAGAGGAUGUUGUAGACCGGUUAGCUCAGAACUUUGAACACAGGAGGGACCAUUCGAACUUAGCAACUUCCAAACUCAUGAAACAGAGUCAAACUUUGCAUUCUCCAAGGCUCUCCACAAGCACUCCAAGGCCAUCUAUAGAUAUAACCAGCCGACAGCCUUCAAUGUUGUCCGUGAAACAUUCUGAUACUUGGGUGGAAAACACAACUGGCAGGAGCCGAACAAACAAUUCUGUAAGACAUGGUGCAGAGACAUGGAGUAACAAUAUGGGGAAGCUUACCAGGAAUCCUACUGGGAAAGACAUCAGGAAAAUUCCUGGGCAGGGAACACAGAGGAUAAGUAAUGGUCAAAUAAGGACAGAUGCUAUGUUUUCCUUGGCUUCUAAUGCCAAAGUUAGACAAAAUGUUGUAGAAAGUAAGAAUAACCUCUGGAAACAAGUGAAAGGUUUUCUAUGUGAAGGGGACCUAGACUCUGCAUAUGUGGAAGCUCUUUGCUCGGGUGAUGAAAUUGUUCUGGUUGAGCUUCUUGAUGGAACUGGUCCUGUUCUGGAAUGUUUGUCGCCUAAAACUGCCAGGGAUGUUCUCAGCACUUUAACUUCAUAUCUCCUAGAACAAAGGUUUAUCAGCACCGUAAUUCCUUGGUUGCAGCAGAUUGCUGACUUGAGCACCACGCAUGGACCAAACUACCUUGGCCUGCCCGUGAAAGCAAAACAUGAAUUCUUGUCUUCCAUUGAGGAAGCUGUGAAUAUGGAAUUUUCCAAUCCUUCCGAGAGAAGAUCUGUCACUCAGUUAGCUGUGAAGUUGCACCAUCUAUGGGGCUAAUGCUCAUGAUAAUCGGAUGAUGAACCAAGGUUAUGAUGUAUGGAACUGCAGAUUCCAAUUGGUAAUUUGUUGUUUUAGAAAUUUGAAGUGGUGUUUGUACAAUUUUAGCCAGACGAGGGUUGAUAAUGCGGUCAUUUAGAAUCUUAGUCUGGAUUGGAAUUUCCUUUCCUGUAGUACGUAGUUUAAUGUGCACAUUGUUAUAUCUGUCGUGUAAUGAAAACCAAGAGUUUUUCUGUUGUCA